UCGCGUCCCAUCCUCUGCCCUCACCCAAAAUGGCCGCGGGUGCCUCCGUCCGUCCCUGAGGCGGGACCAGCGCUGAGGGCGCGGGAGGCGGAGGCGGCCGCGGAUCCCUUUCGAACGCGGCUGGAGGCCGGGCAGUGAGGUUUCAUGAGUCAAGCUGGGCUGUUGGGAGUUUCUGUUGAAGAUGUACAUGUUGGUUGAAAAACGCACAAAUUCCCACCUUCACCUAAAGAGGUCACCUGGCAUCCGCUCCUGGUCUCUCUGUGUUGGAAUAGCCUCCAUAGGUUUGGCUGCUGCUUAUUAUAGUGCAGACAGCUUGGCAUGGAAGCUCUUCUACAUGGCUGGGUGUUUCUUUGUGGCAGCCCAGAAUCUGGAGCAGUGGGAGGAAGCCGUAUUUGAUAAGAACAAGGGAACAAUCUGCCUAAAAACCUUCAACCUCUACAAAAAAAUACUGACCUUGUCAAAAGGAGGCAAUGAACAAGUGGUGGCCGUGCUGAGCGAGAUCCGCGAUGUGAACGUGGAGGAGGAGGCCGUGCGCUAUUUCGGGAAGGGCUACCUGGUUGUGCUGCGCUUCGUCACCGGCUUCUCGCACCCGCUCACCCAGAGCGCCGUGCUGGGCUGCAGGAGUGAUGUGGAAGCAGUUGCCAAACUCAUUACGAGUUUUCUGGAACUGGAUAGAGUAGAGACUCCACAGGAUUUCUCCCAGAGCAGCGAAACAGAGGCAAGUGAUGCAGAUGAACCACAGGUUAAAUACUGAUUGAUCGUUAAAUACAUUGUGAACUGAAACAAGCAGAGGCUUUCACACAUCUGGAAAAUAUUCUGAUUGUUCUUCCGAAAAAGAAAUCCCUCACAACCUUGACCUGGGCAUUUCUCAACGGGUGGAAUCUGUCAUAGUUUAGUGCUAAACUGCUUCAAGACCCUGCAUGUGGACACUGCUGGCUUUUGAACUUUGGUCACCUCAUCAAACUUGUCUAGGAAUAGUUAUUUAUUAAUGAAUUGGUUUGAAAUAAUUGCUUUUCCAUUAAUGAAGAUACAGAUGUGAACUUCUGCUUACUGCAAACAUUUGCUGCAGGUACAGUAUAUGCAAUGUAGAAGAGUUGAAUUUGUAACUCAUAACACAACGCUUUGAGGUUUCCCCUUUAAUAUAUGCAAUUAGGAGAUGCAGAGUAGUGGCACUUUUAUGUUCUCUACUACUGACUUGCCAUUGGAUAUCUGUGGAAAUUAAAGUCUGAGUGCCUCUCUUGGAAUUUUAAACAUCAGGUUGAUCAACUUGUAACGGUGUCUUAACUUAUCUCAGACUCACCAAGGAGCCAUAAAUAGCAAAGGAAGAAUGAUCGUGAUGGAACCUCUUUGGGAUGCUCUACCUUAAUCCUGUUCUGCUUAACUUCUGGGCAGGACAGAGCAAUGUUUUUCUAGACCUCAAUGUUUACUAUUUAAACUGUGUAUUUAGAAAGGAAGCAGGGACAUGUGUAACUUUAGGUAGGGAAAAGACUGAUGUCAAACAAGGUGGCAGCUUAGAGUUGUUGAGUAUUUCCUCACUUGAAAUGAUACCCAAGUGCUAAAUAAUAACUUUUUUUAAGGUAGGUAGCAUAGACUAAAUGUCUGACUUGUACCUGUGUUUUACUCCAGGUGUGUGGUGUCCUCUGUUCUGACCAAUGGUUUCACAGAUAGUUAAAAUAAUUUUUUUUCAAGGUAUUUCUGAAGUAAAAGCUACCUCUGUUAGUGAACAUAUUCUCUCUAGAACCAGAACUCCAUCAUGCUUACAUUAACAUGUCAGUACAAGAAAAAAUUGUAAAAAGCUGCAAGCUCCUUUAGCAUGCUACAGCUGCUUGUACUGAAGUUCACGAGGUUUUAUUUAGGAAUCUUAUGGUCUUUAGAGCUGAUUUAGAAAAUAUGUCCACAGUUGCAUCUAGGAGAUGUAGCAGGGUACGGGGAACUGUGUUGUCUGCUUUCACGGUUGGCCAGCAGCAAAUGUCUCCUGGCAGCAAUUUCUUCAGAAUUUGAAAGAGCCUGUGUUCCUGUCUCCAAUCACUCUACCUCUACAGAGAGAAGGCUCUGAAGAGUUUUUGGUAGAAGGCACGUCCUGUUGUGUGUUCAGUUUGGUGUGAAGCUGAGCACCUGCUCUUCAAAGAUUUCCCUUCCAGCUGUUCAGCCCCAGGAUGUGAGCAGAGGCCGAGGCCGGUGCUGGUGCUGUCAGUGGAAGGUACUCACACUGCAGCAGGGUUGAUGGCUGUUGAUGUAGCUUGCCUGCAGCACUAGGUCUGUUUCCCUUAAAUAAGAUAAAAAACUUGUAAUCACAUCAGGUAUCAGUACAGAGCUCUGCCAAUACACCUUCCUGAAAAUCCUGUGAGUUAUUGGGUAAUCAAGGGGCUUUUGGUGCCUACCCCACACCACUGGAACUGGGAAGCUGCUGUGUUGCAGGCAAUUAGCUAAAUUGAGCCUUUAGCCUUUAUUCUGCAGCACAGCCGUAGGCUAAGCAUAAUCAUCAAACCUGUUUAAAAAAUAUUGCAGGGUGUAACACUUUAUGUGGAGUUCCUCAUUUAAAUCCACUGUGAUGCAUACCCCGGGUGAUGUUCAUUUUAGAGAGAGGAGAAUGAGAUGGGGAUUUGGAGAACUCUUUUUCCCCCACAGUGUAAAAUGAGAAUAGUGAGUGUUCUAAGGGCUUCCAGUAGGAAGUACUGUCCUAGAGUAUGUAAUGGUGCAGUGUAAGCACAAGGGCUCAGCCUGUGGGAGCUGCUGCUUUGUAUCAAGGGUAUUCAGAGGGCAUUGUGGCGUGCAUUGCACUUUGAGCCCGUGGAGGGGACCAUGGAUAAACCAGACAGAACUACCUGCCUUCAGUCUUUCAUUGGUAUUCCCAUGAGAGCUGACAUUCCAUGGAAAAUACAAACCAUGCUGUAGUUCUCCAGUUAAAAACCAGCUUUUGAGAGGUACAUCUGUUGGUGUGACCGUGCACUG
Motacilla alba alba is the source of this 2952-nucleotide messenger RNA. Its product is annotated as cytochrome b-245 chaperone 1. NCBI's taxonomy places the organism in Eukaryota, Metazoa, Chordata, Aves, Passeriformes, Motacillidae. The record is from RefSeq and is a predicted model, not a curated record. The coding region runs from base 182 to 754 and encodes 190 amino acids. The transcript has 7 exons.